AUGCGCGAAAAAUUUCAAACCCGUGUUGAAGCCGGUAGUGUUUUGGCUGGCGAGGUAGCGAGAAAAUAUAACAAUGUUAACAACGAUGUUGUCGUUUUGGCAUUACCAAGGGGUGGCGUACCGGUGGGCUUCCAGAUUGCUCAACGAAUCAGGGCUCCAUUGGAUGUCUUUUUGGUCAGGAAAAUUGGUGUGGAGGGUUAUGAGGAAUUAGCCAUGGGUGCCAUUACCGAAACCUCCAGAAUCUUUAAUGAAGAUAUAAUCUCAAUGCUUCAUAUUGACCAAAAAUCAAUUGACCGCGUCAUUCAACGUGAGAUGACCGAACUGCAAAGACGUAAUCAAAAAUACAGGAAGGGAAAGCCGGCUCCCGAUGUCACCAACAAGAUCGUGAUUCUCGUUGAUGGCAAACGGAAUUGCUACGGGAGCGACGAUGAGGGCCGCCUAUACGUCCUUGAAAAAACUAUUAUAGUCGCAGUGCCAGUCGCCGCUCCGGAAACUCUGAAGAAGAUGGGAAAAGAGGUGGAUGACAUAAUUUGUCCAUUGGUACCUCGUAGCCUAUCAGGAAUUGGAAAAUGGUAUCACAAUUUUUCUCAGACUGAAGACGAGGAAGUCUUGGCCUUGCUAGCCAAAGCCGAGGAGAUCUGUCCCGUCUCCACCAUCUCCGCCGAGGACACCGAAAAAUAUCAAAGUGAAACCAUCUUGGAAUAG
Molecule: messenger RNA, 705 nt
Organism: Acaulospora morrowiae
Lineage: Eukaryota; Fungi; Glomeromycota; Glomeromycetes; Diversisporales; Acaulosporaceae
Source: the annotation of a GenBank genome assembly